Ceutorhynchus assimilis (cabbage seed weevil) is the source of this 12687-nucleotide messenger RNA. The record is from the annotation of a GenBank genome assembly. Lineage: Eukaryota; Metazoa; Arthropoda; Insecta; Coleoptera; Curculionidae.
CAGAUUAGAUGCAAAGAACUUCGAGCUGCGAGAUUUCAAGAACUGCAACUACCGCAAAGGCACAUUUGCGAUAUGGUUGCCACAUAUUUGGGAAUUGAACCUAAUGAAGUUUUGGAAGGUGCAGCUGACGACGAUGCAUUUAUUUAUCUGAUGAAUAAUUUAUUAGAAAAAUCGGGAACAAAGUGCAUUUUUUUAUUUUAUCAGGAUGGACCAGUAUAUCAAGUGGAAACUGGCCGAUUCAAUAUGUCAGCAAAACCUCCAAUAAAACGAAUCAUUAUCACCAAAGGAAUCACACCUGGACUUCGCGAGAAGGCGAUUGCGGUUUACAAGACAAAAAAUAUUACUUUAGAUUUGAGAAAUAUUACUGACGAAAUUAAUUUCAUACAAGUAGAUAUGGAUCAGGGGAAAGGCAAUCUGGCCACUAUUGCAUCUGAUAUUUUUGGCCAACUAGUAAAUCCUAUACUAAGAUUGUCUAAGGAAUGGGGCGAUCUGCCCAAAACUGCAAUGGGAGUACUACAGAAAUUAAACUUUUUGGGAGAUUGGCAAGGUUUUGUAGAAUUCUUGGAGACAACUAAGUUGGAUUUGGGUAAAAUAGUAAUAUUCACUAUGGAUUCUGAAUUGUUGAAAACCCUAAGUGACGAAGAACAACGAAAGAAACAUUAUUAUGACUCUCAAAUCAUUCAAAAAGUUGAAAGCCAGGUUCGAGUAUGGCAUAAAUUGAUAGAACGGUGUUUGGUACAAUACAGGCAAAUUAGAAAAGAAAACAUGUUUGUCGGACCAAAUGUAGAAGUGGAAUACUGGAGGAGACAACUCGCGAGGUUCACUGGGAUUGUUGAAUUUCUGGAGACCGACGAUAACAACGUAUUUAUAAGCUUUUUAAGGUCAUGCGCAAGAUCUGAAACUCUAAAAACAUGGAAAAUACAUGUAGACUCUGUAUAUGAUACCCGAAACGAAUGCUCGGACAACCUGAAAUAUCUAUAUUCAAUGGAAAAAUAUUGGGAACCUUUAUACAGAUUAGAGCCUCCUGAACUGAUGCCGCACAUACCACCAGUUCUUCAGGCCAUAAGAAUGGUCUUCACGACGUCAAGAUAUUAUAAUAGCACUGGACAUGUGACCGCGAUACUAGUGAAAGUAUCUAAUCAAAUAAUUAAGAAAUGUCGAGAUUAUUUGGAUUGUGAAGGAACAAAAACUGUGUGGAAUCAACCAAAGGCUGUUAUUCUUGAAAAGAUUAAGAUAUGUUUGGACGUAUAUCUCAAGUAUUAUCAAUGCUUUAGAAGAACACAAAAGCAAAUGAGAGAAAGUGGAGAAAAGCCAUUUGAAUGCUCUGAAAGUUUUAUUUUUGGUAAAUUUGAAACCUUUAAAAGGAGAUGCGAGCAGAUAGUAUACGUGUUAAGAACUACCAUCAAAUACUCGAUUUUACAGUCGAGUACCAUUGAAGGAAUUGACGUAUUCGCCAAAAAGUUUAUAGAUUUUUAUAAAAGUAUUUCUAGCCAAAAGUAUGACGCCUUAAAUCAUAGAUCUCCUACUUUUGAAACGGAUUAUAAUCAAUUUAAACAAAAUGUAGUCGAUACUGAAUGGGAACUAGAAGAAUUUGUAGGUGCAUCGUUGGAAAAAAUGGCCGAUGUUGAAAAUAUUUUAAGACUAUUGAAACGGUUUGAAAAAUUAAAUUUUCCAUGUCUACAUUUGGAAGAAAGGUAUUUAGAGGCCAUGAUGCUGUUUCAAUAUGAAAUAGAAAAAUUGAGAGACAGAUAUAAUGAAGAUAGACAGACACCUGAUAUUCCCAGAUCUAUGCCUCCUGUUAGCGGUCGAAUUUACUGGAUUCAGCUUCCUGAUGUGGGUCAGGUCCUAGUAUUCUGUAAAGAAAAAUUAUUGAAAUCGCGCGAAGUUGUUAAGGCAUUGAUAGAACGUAACGAUAAAAUAAGAUCCACCAUUCCACCAUUGUUUUUACCAAUGAUGCGUGUUCAGCUGCUUAAAAUGGAAAAUGCCUUUAUGCCUGGAUUUUCUACAAUAACUUGGACUUCGACAAAGAUUCCGGAAUUUUGCCGGGAAGUAACGGCAGUGCUUGACUACAUCGAGAUGUUUGUUAAAGAAGUACGUGAUAUGAAAGAAGCUAGAAUAGAUGAGGUUUUAGAAGCUAUUGCUAUGAUGUCUUUAGUAUAUUUGCCCAAUGUACCAAUAAUUCCGGCAGAGUUUUUGCGAGAGAAUAUCAAGCAUAGGGAAGAUAUUGUUACCGAGCUUCAGUUAAAAUCAGAUGCUAUUGAAAAGUGCGUCAAGGACCUGAUAAAUAAGUUUUUGAGCGUUAUAGAACAGCCAAAUCUGCAGGAGAAUAAGUACAACUGGUUGGAUCCGGAAAAGGCAGUGAGACCUAUUGGUUCGACGUCACGUUUGCUGACAUCAGCAGAUGCUGCUUUCAAAGAAAUUGACAGAAACGUCCCAUUGGAUCUAACCAACAUCCACAGUGACUGCAUUGAAAUGUUCGCCUAUUUUAAUAUGAAGCUCACAGACGCUUUAAUUAAGGCCACAAAGUUGUCUCUAGAAAAAGUAAAACAACGCGCUACAAGUAUUGGUGGAGAAAUACCCUUGAUGUGUACUCAUAUGAUCCUACAAAUCCCCGUAGCUACUAUAAGUCCAAACUUGGAUGAGAUCCAGUCAUAUUUCUCUCAAGUCCUCCAAAAUAUACUUGAUGUUCACAAAUAUAUCGGUUUAUGGGGUCAAACUAGGCCUGUAAAGUCUGCCUUGAAAGGAGGAGCAAAAGGGCCAAAAGAUAAAAACUAUUAUAAGUCAGUUAGUGAAAACAAAGAAAUUGUUCGUGUAUACAUGAGUUUGCAAGGAGUCAUGUAUCUGCUGAGUCCCGAUGUUGCUAGUCUUUUGGACGAAUAUCUAAAAUGGAAAUACUUAUGGGUGGAAGAUAGAGAUAAAAUUAUAGACGACUUUUGUGCACAGAAUCCUUUACUGGUUGAAAUCUCAGAGAAGUUUACAGAAUACGAUGCACGAGCAGAAACUAUUCGAGCUUUACCAGAAAAACACGAUGUAGGUGCAAUAAGGAUUCUUGUGGAACACCUAAUAAUUGCGCUUCUCGUGGAAUCAGAAGCGUGGAAGCAUAUUAUGGGCAAAAAAUUGAGUGAAAGCUAUAAAAAGAAACUGGUUACCAUGGUGGACUUUAUUAAAACACAAGAAAAGGUCUUAAACAAGCCUAUCAAAGAUUUGGAUGAUUGCAGAAAUGCAAUGAAUUGUCUAACUAUUAUACGCGAAAACUUCAUCGAAAUGGACAUGGACUUAAGUUUAAUGGAAGAAGCAUAUGGUACCUUCGGCAAAUUUAAAAUCGACACUCCUAAAGAAGAUAUUGAACGGGUAGAAAGCUUACGCUUCAACUUCCAAAACAUGAUUUCUCAUUCUAAAGCGGUUCAAGAAGAAAUAUGUACGGUGCAAGGACCUCUACUGGAAGAAUUGACUGAUGGUGUAUCCAAUUUCAAAGACGAAGUUGAACAAUUUGACAAAGAUUUCGAAGAAAAAGGCCCAAUGAUACCAGGUCUCGGUGCGAGAGAGGCCAGCGACCGAGUACUGGCGUUCCAAGAUAGAUUCGACGAGUUGUGGAGAAAAUAUGAAAUGUAUAGCAGCGGCGAGAAAUUAUUUGGAUUGGAAGUUAAUGACUAUCCAAUACUGCAUCAAAGGAAAAAAGAAUUUACUCUGUUAAACAAACUCUAUGGACUCUAUUUGGCAGUAAAUCAUAGCAUUGAUGGCUAUUUUGACAUUUUAUGGAGCGAUGUCGAUACUGAAGUUAUAUUUGCCGAACUACAAGAAUUUCAAAAUAGAUGCCGAAAAUUACCGAAAGCCAUGAAAGACUGGCCAGCUUUUAUCGAUCUGAAAAAGAAAAUUGACGACUUUAGUGAAACUUGUCCGUUAUUGGAACUUAUGGCGAACAAAGCAAUGAAAGAAAGACAUUGGAAAAGAUUGGGAACUUUAACUAGCUAUUUGUUUGAUGUUGAAUCUCCUACAUUUACGCUAAGAAACGUAAUGGAAGCCCCGUUGCUUAAAUAUAAAGAUGAUGUCGAGGACAUCUGUAUAAGUGCUGUAAAAGAAAAGGAUAUUGAAGCCAAACUCAAACAGGUCAUAGCUGAGUGGGCAGUCGUAGAGCUAUCAUUUUCUAAUUUCAAAACUAGAGGAGAGUUGCUACUAAAAGGUACCGAGACUGGAGAAAUUAUCACCACACUGGAGGACAGUCUGAUGAUCAUGAACUCUCUUUUAAGUAACAGAUACAAUGCUCCAUUUAAAAAAGAUAUUCAAUUAUGGGUCCACAAGUUGGUGACUACUUCAGAAAUCCUAGAAAAAUGGUUAAUUGUCCAGAACUUAUGGGUUUAUUUGGAAGCAGUUUUUGUAGGAGGUGACAUCGCUAAACAGUUACCCCAAGAAGCUAAAAGAUUCAGCAAUAUCGACAAAUCCUGGAUAAAGAUCAUGAAUAGAGCUCACGAAAUUCCGAAUGCUGUAGAGUGUUGUACUGGUGAUGAAACUAUGGAACAACUUUUACCUCACUUGCUCGAACAACUCGAAACGUGUCAGAAGAGUUUAACUGGAUAUUUAGAGUCGAAGAGGUUAUGCUUUCCAAGAUUCUUUUUCAUAUCCGAUCCAGUGCUUCUAGAAAUAUUGGGCCAAAGUUCAGAUCCUACUUCAAUCCAACCGCACUUACCUAGCUUGUUUGAUGCUGUGUUUACAGUUGAUUUUGAUGAAAAACAUACAGACACCAUAACUGCAAUGAAUUCGAACUUAGGAGAAAAAGUAGUAUUCGAGAAAUCUGUGGUUUGCGCAGGAGGGGUGGAAUUUUGGUUAAACAACUUAUUAGCUACCGUUAGAGAUACAGUGAAAGGGGUCAUAGCGGCGCAAGCGCAAUGUUUUGUAGAUCCCGAAUAUGAUUUUAUAACUGGUUUUGUUGCAUUUUGCGGACAGGCUGGUUUACUUGGCAUUCAAGUGUUUUGGACUAAAGAAGCUGAGAUUGCAAUUAAAAGAGCAAGAGUCGAUAGAGUGAUUAUGAAAGUUACAAAUCAGAGAUUUCUGGAACUCUUAAAUUCCCUUAUUGACCUAACUUCCAAAGAUUUAAGCAAAAUGCAAAGAACCCAAUUUGAAACAAUGGUUACUAUACACGUACAUCAGCGAGACAUCUUUGAUAAUAUUACAAAGCUAAGAGUGAAAAACAUAUUGGAUUUUGAAUGGCAAGCUCAAUGCCGUUUUUACUAUAACGACGAAAACGACGAUGUCUUGGUUAAAGUUACAGACGUAAUAUUUCUCUAUCAGAAUGAAUAUCUUGGCAUCACUGAGAGGCUGGCGAUAACGCCACUAACUGAUAGAUGCUACAUUACUUUGGCCCAGGCUAUUUGGAUCAACAUGGGUGGUGCCCCUGCUGGACCAGCUGGGACUGGUAAAACCGAAACAGUUAAAGACAUGGGUCGUACUUUGGGCAAAUUUGUAGUGGUAUUCAAUUGUUCCGAUCAGAUGGAUUUUAGAGGCUUAGGCAGAAUUUUUAAAGGUCUAGCACAAUCUGGUACCUGGGGCUGUUUUGACGAGUUCAACAGGAUAGAAUUACCUGUAUUAUCGGUAGCGGCACAACAAAUUUACAUUGUAUUACAAGCUAGGAAAGAAAGGAAACCCAUAUUUGUUUUCAUGGAUGGCGACAAUGUAACCAUGAAUAUAGAGUUUGGCAUUUUCUUAACUAUGAAUCCUGGCUAUGCCGGUCGCCAGGAAUUACCAGAAAACCUAAAAAUAAUGUUUAGAAGUGUUGCCAUGAUGGUACCUGAUAGGCAAAUUAUAAUUCGUGUUAAAAUGGCUUCUUGUGGAUUCAAAGAUAAUGUUUUACUAUCAAGAAAGUUUUACACUUUGUACCAACUAUGUGAAGAACAACUAUCGAAACAGGUGCACUAUGAUUUUGGUUUAAGAAAUAUAUUGUCAGUUUUGCGUACUCUAGGAGCUCAGAAAAGAGCUCAUCCCUCAGAUACGGAGGAAACAAUCGUAAUGAGAGUUUUGAGAGAUAUGAAUCUGAGUAAACUUAUUGACGAAGAUGAGCCACUAUUUCUAUCAUUGAUUGAGGACAUGUUUCCUGGCAUCAAAUUAUCUGUCCAUUCAUGGAAAGAACUUCAAAAAGCAAUCGCAUCCGUGUGUUCUGAUACUGGACUUGUCAACUAUCCUUCAUGGAAUCUCAAAGUGAUACAACUCUACGAAACGUCCCUGGUGCGUCAUGGACUUAUGGUCUUAGGCCCUACUGGAGCAGGAAAAACUAAGUGCAUGCACACCCUUAUGAAGUCUAUGACAGAAACCGGACUUCCGCAUAGAGAAUUGAGGAUGAAUCCUAAAGCUAUUACAGCUCCUCAAAUGUUUGGUAAACUCGAUGUAGCCACUAACGAUUGGACAGAUGGGAUAUUUUCUACUUUGUGGAGGAGAACGCUUAAAUUUAAGAAAACUGAUUACUGUUGGUUAGUGUUGGAUGGACCAGUAGAUGCUGUAUGGAUAGAAAAUUUAAAUUCCGUCUUGGACGACAACAAAACGCUGACAUUGGCUAAUGUAUUACCUUGGGGUCCAAUUCUGGAUUCGUGGCUAAAAACUAGACAGCAACAGGAAGCUGACGCUCUAAGAAAUAUAUUCAAUAAAUGUUUUGGUGACCUCCAAAUAUAUGUUCAAACUAGGUUGAAACCCAAAAUGUUUAUACGAGAGGCUUUAUACAUUAGACAAUGUUACGAUGUUUUGCAAGGCAUCCUCGAUAUUUAUGACGAGCCAAAACAAUGGACCGACAAGCAAUUAGAGAGAUUAUAUUUAUUCUCUGUCAUGUGGUCACUGGGCUCUUUGCUAGAACUAGAGGAUCGAGCCAAACUGGAAGAAUUUGCCCUAGCGCAUCCAUCGAAAAUGGAUUGGCCCAAAUGCAAGGAGAAUGAAACAAUUUUUGAAUAUGUUGUGAAUCCAGAAAACGGAAAAUGGGAGCACUGGAGAGAGCGAGUCGAGGAAUUUAUUUACCCGAAAGAUUCGGUCCUCGAAUUCACAAACAUCCUAGUUCCGAAUGUAGAUAACGUUAGAACGGCCUUUUUGAUUCAUAGUAUUGCUAAGCAAAAUAAAGCAGUACUUUUAAUCGGUGAGCCUGGUACUGCAAAAACAGUAAUGAUUAAAGGAUAUAUGUCAAUGUUUGACCCUGAAUACAAAUUGAGCAAAGCUUUCAACUUCUCUUCAGCAACUACUCCUAAUAUGGUUCAGCGAAUUAUUGAAUCAUAUGUUGACAAAAGAGUUGGUACUACCUACGGUCCACCAGCUGGGAAAACGCUAACAAUUUUCAUAGACGAUAUUAAUAUGCCUGUCAUCAACGACUGGGGUGACCAAAUUACCAAUGAAAUCGUCCGACAACUUAUGGAAAAUGGUGGAUUUUUCAGUUUGGACAAACCAGGUGAUUUCUCUUUCAUUGCGGACGUGAUGAUACUUUCCGCUAUGAUCCAUCCAGGAGGAGGUAGAAAUGAUAUUCCUCACAGACUGAAAAGACACUUUUGUAUUUUUAACUGUACCUUGCCGAGUGUUACUUCAAUGGAUUUGAUAUUUAGUCAAAUUGGCGAGGGCUAUUUCUGCAUAGAACGUUUCAAUGAAGAAAUUGUAGCAUUUCUCCCAAAGUUAAUUCCUCUCACCCGUCACGUGUGGCAGAAAACGAAGCAAAAAAUGUUGCCUACACCAGCCAAAUUUCAUUAUGUAUUCAAUUUGAGAGACUUGUCUAGGAUAUGGCAAGGCAUUUUAACUGUUCAAAACCUCGAAUGUGCAAAUAAAACUCAAAUGUUGAAAUUGUGGAGACACGAAUGCCAAAGGGUUAUAUCUGAUAGGUUUACUGUGAUACCCGAUAAGGUAUGGUUCGAAAAUGCGCUAAAGCAACAGGCAAAGGAAGAACUUGGGGACGAUUUUGAGUUCUACAGCGAAGAUGAAACGUUUUGGGUGGAUUUCCUUAGAGAACCUCCUGAGGCUACUGGGGAAGAGCCAGACGAUUUUGUUUUUGAAGCUCCGAAAAUAUACGAGGAAAUUCCAAGUUGGGAAUUUCUCAAAGAAAAGCUGUUCAGUAAAUCUUACAAUGUCAGCAAUAUGAUGGAAGAUAUGAAACAACUCUAUCGAGUGGCUGGGCUUCACGGCCAGGGUAUGACGUUCAUCUUCACCGACAACGAAAUAAAAGAAGAAACAUUCCUGGAAAGUAUAAACAACAUCCUAAGUUCCGGAGAAAUAGCCAAUCUGUUUGCCAAAGAUGAAUUGGAUGAAAUACAAUCAGAGCUCAUACCAAUAAUGAAAAAAGCUCAACCCAAACGACCGCCCACUGGUGAUAAUCUCUAUGAUUUUUUCUUGUCUAGAGCAAGACAAAAUUUGCAUGUAGCUCUAUGUUUCUCACCGGUUGGUGAAAAGUUUCGGAGCAGAGCCCUCAAGUUUCCUGGUCUGAUUUCCGGAUGCACCAUUAAUUGGUUCCAAAAGUGGCCCCAAGAUGCCCUGGAAGAAGUUUCCCAAUAUUCCUUAGGCCCCUAUAAUCUAGUCGCAUCCCCCGAGGUGAAAAAUGAACUAGUUUUGAUCAUGGCAGAAGUGCAUGAUGGAGUUUCAGAUUUCUGUGAAAAAUAUUACGAAAGAUUCCGGCGAAGAACCUACGUCACACCAAAAACGUUUAUAUCAUUUUUGGCUGCCUAUAAAAUUGUUUAUAAAAAAAAAGUGGACGACAUUGAAGUGUUAGCAUUGCGAAUGAAGACUGGACUGUCAAAACUAGUAGAAGCCCAAGCAAGUGUUGAUAUUUUGAGGACCGAGUUGGCGGUCAAAGAAAAGGAGAUGGUCGUAGCAACUGAAGCUGCUGAACAUGUACUAUCUGAAGUAUUAGCUGCCAGUGAGAUAGCGACGAAAAUUAAAGAAGAAGCCACAAUCGUCAAAGAAAGGGCUGAACACUUAGUAACUAUUAUCAGCGUUGACCAAAAGGAAGCAGAGGCCAAGCUAUUGGCUGCCAAGCCAGCAUUAGAUGCAGCUGAGGCAGCUUUAUUGACUAUCAAAGCUGCUGAUAUAGCUACAGUGAGGAAGCUCGGGAAGCCUCCAUAUCUGAUUCUAUUAAUUAUGGAUGCUGUACUGAUAUAUUUCAAAAGAAAAAUGGAACCUACGAAACCAGAUUACGAGAAAAACUUUUUGGUACCUUCAUGGGCUGACUCUUUGAAGGUUAUGGCAGAUACUUCAUUCCUGAGACGUCUGCAGGAGUAUCCAAAAGAUACUAUAAAUGCAGAAACCGUAGAUUUGUUGCAACCAUACUUAACUCAUCCACUCUAUACCUACGAAGCAGCCAAGACUGCAUGCGGUAAUGUAGCUGGGCUAAUAGCUUGGACUAUAGCCAUGUCUGCGUUUUUUGAAGUGAAUCGAGAGGUGCUGCCGUUAAAAGCAAAUCUGACUAUUCAGCAAGCAAAACUAACGAGAGCCCAAGAAGAGUUGCAUGCCGCCAUGUCGUUGUUAGCUGAAAAAGAAGAAGAAGUGAGACAAUGUCAAAAUCUUUACGAGGAAGCAAUGACUAAAAAACAGGAAAUAUUUGAUGCAGCAAUGAAAGUGAAAAACAAAAUGGACGCAGCCACAGCACUUAUAGAUGGCUUAGCAGGAGAAAGGGUUCGUUGGACGGAUCAGUUAGCACAAUUCAAAGCUGAAACCGAGCGAUUGAUCGGCGACGUAGUCCUGUUAACUGGAUUCCUUGGUUACACUGGGCCGUUCAAUCAAGAAUUCAGGAGCGUCAUGCAACAAACUUGGCUAGAUUCUUUGACAAGAAGGAAAAUACCCACGACAGUCAGUCUAAAUAUUAUCGACAGCUUAACGGAUAUUGCGACUAUAGGGGAGUGGAAUCUACAAGGGCUACCCACGGACGAAUUGUCAAUUCAAAAUGGAAUAAUUGUAACUACAGCGUCAAGAUUUCCCCUAUUAAUUGAUCCACAGAACCAAGGAAAGGCUUGGAUUAAAAAUAAAGAAAAACAUAAUAAUCUUAUUGUUUCAUCCCUAAAUCAUAAAUAUUUCAGAAACCACAUCGAAGAUGCCGUAUCUCUAGGUUAUCCAAUGAUCAUUGAGGACAUUGCCGAAGAACUUGAUCCGGCAUUAGAUCACGUUUUGGAAAAAGAUCAUAUAAAAAUCGGCACCACUUUCAAGGUAAAAGUGGGAGACAAAGAAGUAGAUGUGAAUGAUAAGUUUAGGUUAUACAUAACUACAAAGCUCGCCAAUCCUAGUUAUACACCCGAAAUAUUUGCGAGAACUUCCAUAAUCGAUUUCACUGUUACAAUGAAGGGUCUUGAAGAUCAAUUAUUGGGUCGAGUAAUUCUCACCGAAAAAAAGGAGUUGGAAACUGAAAGAACGACUUUAAUUAAAGACGUCACUGCUAACAGACGUAAGAUGUUGGAGCUGGAACAGAACCUACUUUAUAAACUGACCACUACUCAGGGUUCACUACUGGAUGAUGAUACUGUGAUUGAAGUGCUCAACGUUACAAAAAAUACAGCAACUGAAGUAAGGGAAAAGUUGCAGAUUGCAAAAGAGACUGAAACAAAAAUAAAUAUUGCCAGGGAAGAAUUUAGACCAAUUGCCACUAGAGGAAGUAUAUUAUAUUUCUUGGUAGUAAGCAUGUCGAUGGUCAACUGUAUGUAUCAGACGUCCUUGGUUCAAUUUUUGGAACGUUUUGAUAUUUCCAUGGCCAGAUCUGAGAAAACUCCUGUGGUACAGAAAAGAAUUGGGCUCGUAAUUGAUUAUUUGACUUAUGAAAUAUUUAAAUAUAAGUCUAGGGGAUUAUAUGAGUGCAAUAAAUAUAUGUUUGUGCUGUUGAUGUGCCUAAACAUUGAUUUAGAUCGAGAACAUAUAACUCACGAGGAGUUUCAAAAUUUUAUAAAAGGUGGGGCUGCGUUAGACCUAACUGCCUGUACACCUAAGCCAGCGAAAUGGAUUAACGACUUGACUUGGCUUAAUUUAACUGAGCUAUCGAAAUUAAGACAUUUCCAAUACAUUAUUCAACAAGUCACGGCUAAUGAUAAACAGUGGAAAACGUGGUUUGACAAAGAUGCCCCAGAAGAAUCUGUCAUACCAGACGGCUACAACAAUUUAGAUACUUUUAGAAAACUUUUAAUAAUUCGUGCUUGGUGCCCCGACAGGACUAUAACUCAAAGCAGAAAGUACAUUGCGAAUUCUUUAGGCCAAAAAUUUGCAGAGCCGGUUAUUUUAAAUUUUGAAGUGAUGCACUUAGAAUCUCGUCCCCUCACUCCCCUAGUUUGUUUCCUAAGUAUGGGCUCAGAUCCAACUCCUUACAUCGAAACGUUGGCCAAACGUCUGGAGUUAAAAAGCAAGAGCAUUUCAAUGGGACAAGGUCAAGAAGUUCAUGCGAGAAAAAUGAUGUCACAAGCUAUGCAAGAAGGGUUUUGGGCCUUAUUGCAAAAUUGCCAUUUAUCAUUAGACUAUAUGACCGAAGUGCUAGCGGUAUUUUUGGAGCUGGAAAAAGGUAUUGGCUUUGUACACGCAGAUUUUCGAUUGUGGAUAACAACAGAAGUACAUCCCAAGUUUCCCAUCAGUUUAUUGCAGAUUUGUAUAAAAUUUACGAAUGAAGCUCCUUCUGGAAUACGUGCAGGACUUUCAAGAACCUAUAAUUCCAUGAACCAAGAUAUGUUGGACUAUUCUGAUGUGUGGCAAUAUAUCCCUCUGGUGUACGCCAUUUCUUUUUUGCAUACAGUGGUUCAAGAACGCCGCAAAUUUGGGCCACUCGGUUGGAAUAUUCCAUACGAAUUCAAUUCUGCCGAUUGGCUGUCCAGUUGCCUAUUUUUACAAAAUCAUUUAGAUGAAAUUGAUCCGAAAAGAGGAAUAAGUUGGCAAACUUUAAGGUAUAUGUUGGGAGAAGUCCACUAUGGAGGCAGAGUUACUGAUGAUUUUGAUAAAAAACUACUAAACACAUUUUGCCGAGUUUGGUUUAACGAUGAUAUCUUCAAGGACGACUUUAUUUUCUAUAAGGGCUAUAAGGUCGUUAGAUUCAAGCAAGUUUCAGACUAUAUCACGCACAUUGAUGGAUUUGCGGCAAAUGAUCCUCCGCAAGCAUAUGGUUUACAUUCUAAUGCCGAUAUUACACUUAAAGCAAUGAAUUUGUUGAACCCACUAAAUAUUUUUUUGAGACAAGAGAUCGAUCGAAUGCAAAAGGUCAUAAGCUUCGUGAGAUUUACUUUGACAGAUCUUCUACUAGCUAUUGAAGGAACUAUAAUAAUGAGUAGACCGCUCUGUUUUUGGAUGGCUGGAUUCUUCAACCCUCAAGGUUUCUUAACGGCCAUGAAGCAAGAAGUAGCCAGAGCUCAUAAAGGUUGGGCAUUGGAUCAGGUUUCCCUACAUAAUGAGGUGCUGAAAAAUACGAGGGACGAAAUAAACGCUGCCCCAGCUGAAGGUGUACUGGUGUACGGACUUUUCCUGGAUGGAGCUGGUUGGGAUAGGAGGCAUGCCAAACUUAACGAAUCGAUUAACAAAGUGCUUUAUACAAUGAUACCCGUAGUUCACAUUUUUGCCAUCUAUUCUACGGAUCCAAAGCCUGCGUCCCUCUAUACGUGUCCGGUUUACAAGAAAUCUAGAAGAACUGGACUCAAUUUCAUUACUGUACUUUGGCUUCAGACUAUAAAACCGCCUGAACACUGGUGUCUCCGUGGUGUGGCUUUGCUAUGCGAUAUUCAGUAA